AUGAACGUCAAAGCGCUAGUAUUUUUACCCAUUCUGGUCACUGCUAUGACUACCAAACCAAUUAACAAAUGUCGAAUAUGUGAAGAGAUAGUGUUACUGUUGAGACUUGCUGUCUCCAUAGGAAUAAACGCCACACCUGAGGAGCUAAUGGAGUACAAAUGCGACCUGUACGAAAGUGAAAAGGCAAUGCAAUUAUGUGUCGACGUAGUUACCUCAUUCUCAAUUAGUGGAAAUGCAAUCCAGCAUUCUCAGAAUUUAGCGAAUAUUACGGAAUGGGAAAAUGAAUAUCGAAUUUGUACACAGGAUCUUUUCUACUGCAGCUGA
Strongylus vulgaris is the source of this 324-nucleotide messenger RNA. NCBI's taxonomy places the organism in Eukaryota, Metazoa, Nematoda, Chromadorea, Rhabditida, Strongylidae. The record is from the annotation of a GenBank genome assembly.